This is a messenger RNA of Chaetomium fimeti, 997 nucleotides long. RefSeq names its product thioredoxin-like [2Fe-2S] ferredoxin-domain-containing protein. Gene Ontology annotation, molecular function: oxidoreductase activity. Bases 112 to 900 code for a protein of 262 amino acids. The record is from RefSeq and is a predicted model, not a curated record. Lineage: Eukaryota; Fungi; Ascomycota; Sordariomycetes; Sordariales; Chaetomiaceae. The transcript has 3 exons.
UCUGUGCCCUCUUCAAUCAGUGAAGCUCUGGAACUCGACGACGCUCAGUCGGGGCCAGCAAUUGCGACGCCGAAACCGAUUGACGCUGCCAUUGCCGACAAAGCCGCAGCCAUGGCGAGUAAGCUAGCACCCUUCCUCAUGCGGACGGUCGUUCGGUCGGCGAGCCGGGCAGCGCGGCCAAUCGCACCAGCGACCCGGGCAUUCUCCCUCUCGGCGAGGAAACAGAGCGAUAGCCUCAUGGUGCAUCGCAACACCCCCGACAACAACCCGGACCUUCCCUUCAAGUUCACCGAGCAGAAUGAGGCCAUCAUCACCGAGGUCCUCAAGCGUUACCCGCCCCAGUACAAGAAGGCCGCCGUGAUGCCGCUGCUCGACUUGGGCCAACGGCAGCAUGGAUUUACCAGCAUCAGUGUCAUGAACGAGGUGGCCCGCAUCCUCGAGAUGCCGCCGAUGCGCGUUUACGAAGUGGCUUCCUUCUAUACCAUGUACAACCGGACACCCGUGGGCAAGUUCCACGUCCAGGCCUGCACAACGACACCCUGCCAGCUCGGCGGGUGCGGCAGCGACGCCAUCGUGAAGGCCAUCAAGGAGCACUUGGGCAUCAAGCAGGGCGAGACGACGGCGGACGGGCUCUUCACCUUCAUCGAGGUUGAAUGUCUUGGCGCUUGCGUCAACGCGCCCAUGAUCCAAAUUAACGACGACUACUACGAGGACCUGACACCCGAGUCCAUCAAGUCGCUGCUGACGGCGCUCAAGGAGAGUGUGACGGAGGUGGGCAAGGCCGAUAAGGUGCCCAAGCCCGGGCCGCUGAGCGGGCGGGACACGUGCGAGAACAGCGCCGGCCUGACAAAUCUGACGAGCGAGCCGUGGGGGGUCGAGAAGACGCGGGACGAUUUGUAGACUAACCAACGGCAUCCGGGGUUUGAUAGACGGGUGUACAAAACGAAAGUCUUGACUGUAUUUUGCAAGGGGGUCGCUAGUUGAGAAUGCAGUGACA